Aphanomyces invadans is the source of this 4935-nucleotide messenger RNA. RefSeq lists its product as hypothetical. Bases 1 to 4935 code for a protein of 1644 amino acids. Gene Ontology annotation, molecular function: protein binding. The transcript has 4 exons. Gene Ontology annotation, cellular component: spindle pole. Gene Ontology annotation, biological process: mitotic cell cycle; spindle organization; establishment of meiotic spindle localization. Lineage: Eukaryota; Oomycota; Saprolegniomycetes; Saprolegniales; Verrucalvaceae. The record is from RefSeq and is a predicted model, not a curated record.
AUGAAAGGCACCUCCGCUCAAAACGUGGAGCUCUCGAAAGGUGAAGGCGACCCGACGGACUCUCACGAAACAAACAACACAAUGACGACGGGGCAUUUGGCACGGCGGGCCAGCCAUAUCGUGCCGACGACAAUACCUGGUUCCCACAGCCGCAAGAACAGCACGACCAGCCCGACUCCGCGAUUGAAAAAGCGCACAUCUAUCAUACCGAACGAUGACUUGACAACACUGCCACUGUUGGAGCUUCCUCCAUCGUCGAGUCGGUCCGCUGCGUCGUCGCCACCAAGUGGUGGCGCCCGGUCGACGUGGAUCACUCCUCGGCUCCAUGACGAGCUCAUGAACAACGAUGGUACCUCGAACAAAUCGUCUGGAACGUUGGGCCUCGAAAAAAGCUUGGAGCUGCUCGAAAAGAUUCUCACCGAAGGCAUAUCGCCAACCAAGGACCAUGCUCCACGAUACGCGACACCUCCUGUCAUGGCUAGCGCCCCCAAAUCGCCACCCCUCCGGCUCGGCGACACCGAACGCAAACCUUCCAUUCAAUCGCUAGCAUCGCCUCGGCGCAUCGAAGAGCUCUACGACACCAUUACAAUCUUGCGCCAAGAGCUCGACAUGGAGAAGGCGCAAAAUCGAGCCCACGAGAGCGGCACCGCCGGGUCUACAGCAUACUCGAUGGACGGUGGCAGCGACAACUACUACUCUGCGCUCGGCCGAAACGCAGAGCUCCACAUUCGAGCGCGCAAGUUUGAGUCCGCCGCCAACUCGAUGCGCGAGGACUUGGAAGCGUCGAAACUCGACCAGAAAAAGACGCUGGACCAGGUCAACUCGCGCGAAGAAAAGUUGCGCAAUGUGAUCAAGAAGAACAAGUGCCUCAUGGCGGAAUACGAAGUCCUCAAAGACCAAUACGUGGAAGAAAAGGUCAAGAGCGUCGAGGUGUAUCGAACGAUGGCUCUGGAGAAGAAGCGCCAUGAUACGGCGCGCGAAGAGAUGGAAGCUGCGAACAACCAAUUGCGCAAGCAGCACGAUGAACUCAAGUCGCAGCUGCAAGCGCUGACGGUAGCCCAUGCGACCGAAGUAAAGGGACUGCAAGCCACCCUCGAGACAACGCAAGCAGAACGGGAUCGGUUGGUGUUGUGCGUGGCCGAGACACGCCAUCGAUUCAAAGCGUAUAAAGACCGCGAAGCCAAGGCUGCUGUCGCCGCGCGAGACCAAGUGACUGAAUCGAUGCAACUCGAACAUGCGAUUCGAAUUGAGAAGUUUCAGAACGAGAUUCGGCAGCUGCGCGACAAAGUAACCCAACUCGAACAGUCCAACCAACUCCUGAAACGGGAGCCGCACCUGUCGCCGCUCGAGCUCACGCAACGACGGCACCAACUCUUGAACACGAUCACGACUCAAGAAGCGGAUCUCAUUGCCAUGUCCACGAGGGUGCAAGAGCUCGAAACGAUGCUGGCAUUUGCAAAAUCCCAGCAGGAACAGCAAGCGGGCAUGCUCCGAACAGCGCAGGAAGCAAUGGCCAACAUGCUCCACGAUCGCGAAGUACAAGCAUUUGAGCACUUGAGUUGGCAUGCGCCCCCACGGACUCCCUCGACGCCCCCCUUGAUUCCAAGCAGCCAGGUUGCAACACAGAAUUCGGUGUUUCCGAUGAAAUCGCCCGCCUCUCCUUCGCCCCAGCUGACUCCCCGAGCUCCGGCGUCCGCCCCAUCUCCGCGCGUCCAGCAAACAAAGCGAAAAGGUCAGUUCCGAAAAGCCGACGCGCCACAGUCACUGACUCCCGCACCUCCUCCAACUACGUCACCCGCUCCAUCCACACCAACCUCCCCGAACGACCAAAACCUGACAGUGUCGAGCUGGAAACAAGAAGUUCGGGGGCUUACCGAGAAAGUCGAAGAAUACAAAGCCAUGAUCGUGUCCCUGUCGAGCGAAAUCGACAAACUCAAGACGGAGCGCAAGAAAGUGACUGUCCAGAAGCAGACCGAGAUGCACGACAAGCACCAGGCCGAAAUCGAAGCGAUCCAGCGGCAACUUGUUGAAGCCAAGCUAAACGAGAAGCAUUUGGCCGAGGCCCUGGAAACGUACCGCAACCAAGAAGCCAACAAAGCUGCUCAACUCAUCCAAAUCAAAACGCGGGGAGCCGUCGCGCGGUACAAGCUCAAAGCAAAGCUGAAAGCCACGCGGAUCUUGCAAGCUCAAUUGCGAGGGUUCGCCGCGCGGAAACGCACCAACUUACGGCGGCCCUCCGUCGUGUCCGUUCGGGAUGAGCGGCGUAUGCAGUCGGCGCCCGUCAAAGUCACCGACACCACGGACGUGUAUGUCGAGUUCUUGGCCGUCCCUCCAUGUGUGAAACUCGAGCUAUGGAUUCAUAACCAACUCUUGACCAAGUACAUCCCGAACCGAAGCAUUCCGUUGUAUGUUGCAAACGGCGCCAAGCUGCUCGACAAGGGUCGCAACGAGCUGCAAGUUGCGCUAGCCGACCUGGUCACGUACGACGCUUCGUCGCACUUGCUGACAUUGCCGUUUUUGCCGCCAGAAGAUCUCGUCGCGAAAGCGCAAGCGAAGGCCGCCGAGAAGAUUCAAGCCCGUGCCAAGGGAUUCAUGGUACGACGGUCGUUGUUCGAAGACAACAAACGCCGGCAAGGUGCCGCCGCAGUCAUCCAGAGCCACACCAAGGGCUAUUUCGCUCGAAAAACGUACAGCAGGAAGUCGAAAGCGGUGGUACAGAUUCAAGCGCAAGCCAAAGGAUUCAUUGUCCGUCGGCGCUACCAGCAUCAAAAGGAAGCGCUGGAGAAGAUCCAAGCCACAGCCAAAGGCAGCUUGGAGCGCAGAGCGUACGAACACAAACGCGCUUCGAUUGCAAAGAUCCAAGCGCAAUCAAAGGGCUACCUCGCACGCAAAACGUACGAGGCGAAACGGGAGGCGGCGGUCCGAAUCCAGGCAACGGCCAAAGGGCGCAUCCGCCGCCUGUCGUACGUCGACUACCAGGAAAAAUCCAGAGCCGCCAAGUCGAUUCAAGCCCGGGCCAAGGGGUACUUGACGCGGAGAGACAUGAUCGACAUGCAAGAGUCUGCGAUCAAGAUUCAGUCGCAUUUCAAGGGCCACUUCACACGGCAAACCCGACGCCGGCAGGCGGAGAGCGCCACCCGCAUCCAAAGCGCUCGCCGAGCAUACAUGGAAAAGCAAGCGUUCCAAUUCAAGCGGCAAGCGAUCUGCAAAAUCCAAGCUGGGAUCAAAGGUUUCUACGAUCGUCAGCGCAUCUGCCUCAAGCCUCGUCGCCAACGACUCAACGAGAUGGACGAGAGGCGCGCGGACCACCGUUUUCGACGCCAUGUCGAGUCAAACUUGGUCGAGUUUCGCAUUCAUUGCCUCGACAGCCCCCCGUGCGUAAAGAUCGAAGCGUUAUUUCACAAGCAUGUCUACAGCACGUUCGUCAAGUACCAGGACAUCAAUUUCUUUGUCGGGUUCGGCAUGCAAUUAUACCACGAGAAUCCCGAAACGCUGGCGAAAACGUUUGAGCCGCUGCUGUCGCUAGUCCCUGACGAUGGCCCGCACGGGUAUCGCGUCGUGAUUAAGAAGAACUGGGACAUGAUGGACCCGGUAAAGAAAGUCAGCCCGUCGUGCGACCAAGCGGAGCACUUGAGCGUAGUUGCGCGCGCCCAGACCAUUGCAAACAAGAUGGCCGAUAUCGAAUUGCUCUCGGCACAGCUGCGUCAAGACAUUGACGUACCGGAAGUGGCUGGUUUGGAAACGACGACAGACCAACUUGUGAACGAUCCUAUCGAAUCAAAAGCACACAUCGAGUUGUCAGAGGAACGGCAUGGCCAAGAGAUUGCAUCCAUCAAGAUCGAGCAAAGCGAUGGGAACGAAGACUGCGCCAAGGAGUCGUCUGACUCGGAGACGGACGAGGUCGACGCAAGUACCCCCAUCGAGAUCCCGAUGUGGCUCGUCAGUUUAGACAUGGAAGAAGAGAACGACUUCAAGACCGUUUUGUGCGCUGUCGAGGAGGACAACGAGCACCUUUCCCCGAAUUCGUCGCUCGCCAACCUUCGAUUCUCCAUCACGCACGGGUAUGCUAUGGUUGAGUCUGUCAACGCCCUGCCUGUCAUCUAUGGGACGUGCUCGCACGACUUGUUUGACCAAACCAUCUUGCAAGACGCGUGCAGCGAUCACAAUUUGCGCAAAUCGUUUGCAGAAUCAUGGACAACAAACUUAUUGAAAGAGGCCGCAGAGGUCUGGAGAGCGCGGCACCCAACGCGUCCACGACGGCAGUCCACCAACUUGGACGAGCGUCUCCUUGAUCUGAAUGCAUUGACAUGCCCAAACCAAUCUACCAAAGGCAAAUGUAACGACGGAGAAAUUGUGCUCCGAGUGGAGCACCAUGUUCGUACUGAAGCUGCGGACAAAUUUACGCAUCAACCGCGUUUGGACCCGUCGAAUGAAGGCCGUUGUUCGAACGAUGAUGCCGAAGGGGCUCCGAUAUCGAACGAAGAACAUGACGACAACGAUUCGACCCUCGCUACCGGCCAUGCUCCAUUCCACGAAGGUACACUGGUGGAACCGCCCCACAGCCCCGAGAAAGUGCUUGCUUCGAUUGCCAUCCGAAAUGUUAUCGACAACACCUUGCGGAAAUUGUCCGUGCCGUGCGGUGCUCUCGCCACUACAAAUUGGAAAGAAUAUAUCGAGGACAAUAAUGGAUGCGACUGGAGAAAAGAAGCCACCUCAACGUCGCCCAUCCAACGGUUUGUCGCCCAAACACUUCGUACCGGCAUGGACAACGUGGCAAAUUUCAAUUCACCGCGCAGAGGUUCAUUCAGUCUCGACGUAUAUCUCCUCGACUACACAACUACUGAAUGCGUUAUGGCGCAAGCCAAGCUCAUCACAGACAUCGAGCAAGAACUCGAUGAAGACAAUCGACUCGAAAUCCAACCUUAUCAACAAUAA